AUGACAGAUGUAAGUGUGCAGAAAGUCAAGAAUGAGCCAAAGCCGGCUAGCAUAAAGGCGUCUUCUUCAGACACCUCUUUGGAAAGUGCGGAUGUCGGGGAUGAAAAUAAUGAUUCAGCGAAUGAAUUUACGCAUACAGUGCCUUUGUUGUCAGAAGGGUUGCUGGCACAAGUACAGCCCGUGUUGGCUCAAAUUGAAGAACAACUGAGAGAGUUUGAAGAGAAACAACGGCUUCUUCUCGAAGAUAUCACCAGCACGCAUGCGCGAUCAAAUAAUCAACCUAAUUACGACUAUAUUUCACAUACUUUCUCCAAACUUCCGGAAUACCAACAGAAGCUCCAAACCAUCAAACAAACAAUGGUGACCAUGAUAGCACGAUCGAAAAUCCUCAAAAGUCGUACCGCACAUUUGAAAACAUUGAAGCAACAACGAUUGGCCCAAGUCGCGGUAUUCCAGAGACGAGAACGUAGAAUUGAUCAGACAGUCUUGGCUGCUAAAGUUGCUGCGCCAGAAGUGCAGGAUGAACUUUGUUUCUUUCCUAGCUUAAGCGAAAUGACAGAAACCGCUGAGGAAAAGAGGCCGUCGCGUAAGAGAAAGAAUCAAACUGAGGAAGUUUUACCCAAAAGACAACCAAAAAGGGCAGCAAAGACCAAGAUCGAAACAGCCAGAGCUGAAACUUCAACCUCCAAGACCAAACAGAAAAAGACCGAGAACAAAAAGAGCAAAUCCGCAGCAACUAAGAUACCAACCGCAAAAUCGUUUCUUGCUAGUGCUCGUGAAUUGAAAGUCGAAAUAUCUCGUGCUCAACUGGAAGAUGGCAAAGUUGAUACUAAAACCGAUAAUACCGAACCUGCCAAGCCAUUGGGAAACGCUGAAACCACUCAAACUACAAAGUCGAAUGAUGAAAUAAACGACAAGAAAGGGGAUGCUGAUGAUGAUAAGAAGGCGGAAACAAACAAUGCCGAGAAUGGGAUCACAACGUUGUUCUUACUCACAGCUAAACCUCAAAAGUUCAAGACUGGUAGUUACGGCUGGAAUGCCAAUCAAGCUAAAGCCAACGUUACGGUUGUCAUCGAUGGCAAACCAGUCGAGUUGUCUGCUACGAUCAAUCUGAAUAUAACUGUACAUAGUUCUAAGCAAUAG
Paraglomus brasilianum is the source of this 1143-nucleotide messenger RNA. Lineage: Eukaryota; Fungi; Glomeromycota; Glomeromycetes; Paraglomerales; Paraglomeraceae. The record is from the annotation of a GenBank genome assembly.